This is a messenger RNA of Nylanderia fulva, 2434 nucleotides long. Its product is annotated as TBC1 domain family member 14. The record is from RefSeq and is a predicted model, not a curated record. Gene Ontology annotation, biological process: regulation of GTPase activity. Lineage: Eukaryota; Metazoa; Arthropoda; Insecta; Hymenoptera; Formicidae. Gene Ontology annotation, molecular function: small GTPase binding; GTPase activator activity.
UAUAUAUAUAUAUAUUUGAUCCUCCUUCGUUCCAGCCUCGCGUCUCGCGUCCGAUAUUAUUAUCGGACGUUGUAUUUUUAGACGCGACCGACGAGAAUCUUAUCCGUUGACGAAUAUAGAAGCCGAAUUACGAUUUGACGAGACCGGAGCGAGGAUAUAUCACGAUAUGUGACGUGCGCGUGACAGUUGCCAGAGACCCGAGCUCGUCGCUCCGCUCGAGGACGUCCGCUGGAUUGGAAAUUGUCCAAGGAGUCGCAGUCGACAUAUCAACGAAACCGGACCGUCCAUUUUCCAUGCUGGCCCUUCGCAGACCCUUGACAAUCGAUAAGGAAGCAUGCAUGGAUUCGUGAGUCUCGCGUCGAAGAAGUCGACGCGUCACCAGCUAUACGUCACCUGGACUAGAGGCGACCUGGACGAAAGGUUAGGAGAUCAUCAGCCAUGAAGAGUCCCGUAACGUCCCCGCGUUUGAAUGGCACCACCGCACCGAUUCCUGUCCCGUCCUCGGAGAGCCUCCUCCAGGUAUCGGGGAGCGCAGCGAAGUCACGCUACAACAAUGCGGUCAACAAUUUCCAAGUGGUGAAGGUCGCCGGACGCGAGUCCAGCUGCUACAUAGCCAGUAACAUCGCGCCCAAGAUCGGUAAGCAGCAAUUGGUAUCGUUGAACGGGGACUCGGUGCGCUGCGACAGCGUGAACGUCGACGAGGCACUGGCCUGUGACGUCGCGCCUAUUCCGGCGACGAAGACCAAGGCUCUGUGCGUGCACAUCAGGGAGAACAAGUGGUACGACGCGGGUAAUGUGGUCUCCGUAGGGGUAGCUGGAACCAGUCUGAAUCAUGCUCUGGAGAACAUGUCCCUGGCUUACAAUCCUUCGACGAAGCAGCUGUAUUCCGUGGAGGAAACUAAAGCUCUCAACAAUGCACAAAUUGACUGUACCUCUCAGUACUUGGAGUCUCCGUGUAAUGGUAAGGAACGAUCUAGCAAACCUGAAAUGGACAAAUAUACUAAACUCGAGAAUGUCAGUGCUAACAGCAGUCCAAGGAAUAGCCUGCCACGGUCGUGUAGUAGCACAGUGUCUUCCCUUAGCGAGAUAUCACCGUCAGGAAGCUUCCUGGGAUCUGAUGAGCAACACGUUGUGGAAAAAACCGACAAGGCACCUAAACGUUGGGGAAUAAACUCACUUUUUACGAAGAAUAUGUUUUCAUGGAAAAAUCGAGAUUCUCAACAGUCGACACCUACUAGUAGCCCGUCGAGAAAUAUCGACAAGGUAGGCGGUAGUACAGCUUUAAUUCAACAACCGAGACCAGCAAAUUUACCAGCUAAAAAUGUCCUGGAAGAAGAACGUCAUCGUAAGCAAUACACUGCUAUUUUAGAAGCUGCGAGGAAGAGGGAAUUACGCGAAGAGAAGGAACGUAAACAACAACGAGAAUAUCAACUGAAAGAAGAGGAGAGAUUAACCGAAGAUUCUAAUACGUGGAAUGUGCAUGUCUUACCUAAAUUCGAAAGUGUUAAAAAUAUGAAAAAAGUGAGGGAGCUAUGGUGGCGCGGUUUACCGCCGAGUGUACGUGGUAGGGUAUGGAAAUUAGCAAUUUCAAAUAAUUUAAAUAUAACGCCGCAUCUUUAUAAUCUUUGUUUAGACAGAGCGAUGUCGAGCCCAAACAAUGAAUCGUUAGCUGCAAUCAGAUUAGAUGUAUCUCGUACCUUUCCUACCUUAUGUGUCUUUCAAGAGGGUGGACCAUUAUCUAAUAGUCUUCAGGGUAUUUUGGCAGCGUAUGCCGUUUACAGACCGGAUGUAGGCUACGUGCAAGGAAUGAGUUUUAUUGGCGCUGUGCUAUCGUUAAACAUGGAGCCAGCAGACGCCUUUGCUUGUUUCGCGAAUUUGCUAAAUUAUCCUUGUCACAGAGCCGCCUUUACAUUGGACCAAAAAAGAAUGGACACUUAUUAUAAGGUAUAUUCCAGUGCUCUUGCGCAUAAGCUGCCAAAAAUCUUUUCCCAUUUCACUGUAGCUGGAUUAAGUCCAGAUUUAUAUCUAUUAGAUUGGUUAUAUACUAUAUAUGCCAAAGCAAUGCCUCUUGAUGUUGCAUGUAGAGUCUGGGAUGUCUUUCUUAGAGAUGGAGAUGAGUUCCUCUUCAGAACAGCGCUGGGAGUAUUGCACUUGUAUCAGGAAGAAUUGUUGAAAAUGGACUUCGUACAUGGUGCACAGUUUCUAACUAGAUUGCCAGAGAAUCUACAAGCGGAAUCUUUAUUUAAUAGUAUUAGUCAAAUGUCUACUACUGUUGGAACGACAACAUUUCAACAAAUGUUGGUUCAAUUUUCUGCGUAAGUAUCAAGGUAGAACAAAAUUUAAUUAUAAUCUUUCUUAUUGCGAUAAGAAAAUUUGAGUCUUUUGUGCAAAAACUUUUUAUAUAAUUGUUAUUUUUUAUUGAAAAUAAUUAAAG